UUCUUAUUCGUCUCUUCCAAGGUUCUUCAGCUCAACUCUCCCACCGAUCAUCACUUCCAUGUUUUCUUUGAUUUCUUCUUCUGAUUUUUAACUUCAUAUCAAAUAGAUGCCCCCAAGGAAAGUAGUGAACGUUCAAUCAAAACUAAAAUCAAAAAAGAGGAAUAAACGAGACAAUGGAACCUCGGAAUGUCGAGAUGAAGAAGAAGUUCCACAUGCCUCUAAUUCAUCUAUCUCACUUUCACCGGCAUCAAUUUCAAAUGAAAAACAUGGAGGUCUUCAAAACAUGUCUUUACUGAUCACUUAUAAAGACCAUAUUGUAUCACGUAUAUGGAGCGGAGAGAAAACAAGUAGACUACUUUCUGUACCUAAUCAUGCUAGAACCCAUAACGAGUGGAAACUUGAAUCGUGUGACUUCCUUAAAGAUUUAUUGAGAAAAAACGGUUUACUAUUGCUGAAAAUGCCCAUUUGAUGCGUUAUGUAGUGGAUUUACCGAGAGAUUUUAUCCUGAAACAAACACAUUUCACUUACCUUUUGGUGAAAUGACGAUCACUUUAGACGACAUUAGUAAUAUCACUGGCUUGAAAAUUAAUGGGUCAGUUUUACAAGCAAAAGGUCCUAGAGAACUUAGCUUUCAUGAAGCAAGUAGCCUAGUUUCUAAGUAUUUGAACAUUGAUGAGGAUAAAGUUAAGGCAGAAUUUGCGAGCAACAACAAGCAAACACUUAGCUUGUUAUGGUUGAAGAACGGUUGGAUGCAUAUAGACCAAAUAUUGUAUUGCUAUUAGGCGCAAUGCAUUAAGCAAAUCAUCGAAAUUGCACUAUGUCGGAACAUUGAUGCAGAUGUGGCAUGGAAGCUUCAGAAUUACCAUAGAGAUGAGCCACUUGCUGAAUUCGGAGAGAUCAAUGAAGGUCCAUCUCAAGCAGUAGACAAUCAAGGAGAAAGCAGCCAACAAGAUGAUGAAAACGAAGAUAUCGAACAGAGGAGAGUUCGAAGAUCCACGAGACCACCAAAACCAGUUGAAAGACAUGCAUCACGAGUUUAUAAGAGAAAAAAGAAUACCAAUUAGAUUUGCCAUGUCAUAAUCCUUUGGGUGGCAUGUCAUUGACAGUUAAAAAAAAUGCAGAUAGUCUUUGGAUGAGAUGAUGUAUGCUCAGUCUUCGCUGUUUUUCUUUUUCUUUUUUGAUCGAUUUUGUAUCUGAUACAACAGAGUUUUUGGUUAGUGCGUAACCAUAAGAUUUUUUGUGUUCUCCA
Molecule: messenger RNA, 1249 nt
Organism: Papaver somniferum (opium poppy)
Lineage: Eukaryota; Viridiplantae; Streptophyta; Magnoliopsida; Ranunculales; Papaveraceae
Exons: 3
Coding region: 107-469 (120 amino acids)
Source: RefSeq, a predicted model, not a curated record